AUGCAUCCCUUCACUUACCUAGUACCCGCGCUCUACUUCAAUGCUACUGUCAAUACAGUCAAACCUCUAGGCCACAAUUCCUUCGGCGCCGCACUAAAUUUGUUCGAAUUCGAAAGCGGAACACUGUACACGGAGCCAGAGUUUGACUUCCAAUUCACCGCUUCGGUGACGCCCGCGGUCAACUACGCGACCACGAAUGAGGCUGCCGGGACCAGCCGUCCAGAUUUCCGCGGAACAGUUACACCAAGCGAUGGCUCUGCACCCUUUCAGAUGAGAAUGGGUGGAGUACAACUGGGCAAUGAGGCCGUGUUGCCAGUCAUCUCCGGAAACGCACCAACGGGACUCGAAGUCCCAUACGGAGCUGUAUAUAGAGUUCUUAUCCCGGAAUUUGAAGGGGGUGAGUCGGAGUACAAAAUUUUGGAAGACUCGGUGUUUGUGGCGUCGGAGACAGUUUCUGAUUCUGGCGUACCUGGAAAGUUCUUGCUAGGAGUGAAGAUAUCGAAGGUGUUCGCUGCCGAGACGGACAUCACGAUUGGUGAGGAGUUUUUUGGAUAA
Molecule: messenger RNA, 555 nt
Organism: Bipolaris oryzae ATCC 44560
Lineage: Eukaryota; Fungi; Ascomycota; Dothideomycetes; Pleosporales; Pleosporaceae
Exons: 5
Coding region: 1-555 (184 amino acids)
Source: RefSeq, a predicted model, not a curated record